AAUUAAUAAUAAUUAAUUAAUUUAAGAUGGGAUUAAUUUAUUUAUGACAGAUUUUUGGUUGAAUUUUUUGGCUUUGAUUUAAUCGAAAUUAUUUAUUUAUUGUUGGCUAGAAUGGACCGGUAAUAUCAGUGAAUAAUAAUAAUAAUAAAAUAGACAUUCCAUGAUGUUUUUUUGAUGACGUGGAUGACGUUUAAGCCACAUGUUCCAGAAUUGCAAAUAGUAAAUAAACACCUGUAAAUAGUAAAAAGCUAUCUCAUGAGAAAAUAGGAAAAAAAAAAAAAAAGUAGAACAUUAAAAUGUCAUGAGAGAAAAAAAUACAAAAUAUGAUUAUAACUUUCCAAGAUCAAUAAGAAGAAUAGCUAAAGCACAUUAUUUAUAAAUAAUUAAUUUUAAAAAAGCAGCAAAGUUAACUGUAAUUUGGCCCAAGGAUAGUUCAAGCUUAUAGAUAACAUAAUUCUAUGAAAAAAAUAUAUAUUGUCUUGUAAUAUUAAAUAAAUAAAAAUGAAUAUCAAAUCAAAAGAAAAAAUAUUGAUAAGAUCAAGGCCAAAUUAUUGACCAAUAAUAUCCUGGUGAAAGGGUAUGUACUUAUCAACAUACUGGUUAAAAAAUAAAUUAAAUAAAUAUUUGUUAUAGUAUGUUGGUUGGAAAGAUAACAAGAGGGGGAUUAACAACAAGAUAUUAAACUAACCAGACGAGUUUUUUUUUAAAUCAGAAAAUUGUGAAAGUUACUUUGUGAAUAACUAACAAUACGUUUGCUCCAACGACAGAAGAAAUUAAUUUUAAUUAUCAAAAAGAAAUUUAAUCAAUAAUCAAUAGAAAAAAAUAAAAUAAAUCAUGAAUGUUGAAGUACUUCAAGCACAACUUGAUAAAUAUAAUCAAGGACAUUUGUUAAAAUUUUGGAAUGAAUUAAAUGAAGAAGAAAAAAAGAAAUUAACUGAUGAUCUUAUAAAUUUAGAUCUUGUUGAGACAAAUAAUUAUUAUAAACGUGCAAUUGAAUUAUCAAAUAUAAAUGAUAAAAUUUUAGAUGAUCGUAUUAAGCCAGUUGAUGAUGAUUCAAUUGAAUCAGUUAAAACUUGUGAUGAUAAUUUAUUAAAAAAAUAUGAAGAUAUUGGAUUAUUGGAAAUUUCAAAUGGACAUGUUGGUGUAUUAUUGAUGGCUGGUGGACAAGGUACACGUCUUGGUGUAACAUAUCCAAAAGGAAUGUAUGAUGUUGGUUUACCAUCACACAAAACAUUAUUUCAACUUCAAGCUGAAAGAAUUAAAAGACUGUGUACACUUGCUGAAAAUAAAUAUGGUAAAUGUGGUGAUAUUGUUUGGUAUAUAUUGACAAGUGAAGCAACUUAUCAAAUGACAAAUGAUUUUUUGAAAAAUCAUAAUUACUUUGGUCUUAAGGAAAAUAAUGUCAAGACAUUUAAACAAGCAAUGAUACCAUGUUAUGAUUUUGAUGGUAAAAUAUUACUUGAUGAAAAAUUUAAAGUAUCAAGAGCACCUGAUGGUAAUGGUGGACUUUAUCGUGCUCUUGUUGUAUCUGGUAUUUUAGAUGACAUGAUUAAACGUGGUAUUAAAAGUGUACAUGCACAUUCAGUUGAUAAUAUAUUAAUUAAAGUUGCUGAUCCAAUUUUCAUUGGUUAUUGUUUGAGUAAAAAUGCUGAUUGUGGAGUUAAAGUUGUUGAAAAAUUUGAACCAACUGAAGCUGUUGGUGUUGUUUCACAAGUUGAUGGAGUUUAUCGAGUUGUUGAAUACAGUGAGAUAAGUAAAAAAACAUCAGAAUUAAAACGUCCAGAUGGAAGUUUAUUAUUAAAUGCUGGUAAUAUUUGUAAUCAUUAUUUUACUGUAUCAUUUCUUCAUGAUGUUGCUAUUAAUCAUGAAAAAGAAUUAGAUCUUCAUAUUGCUAAAAAAAAAAUUCCAUAUGUUGAUGAUAAUGGAAUACGUCAAAUUCCAAAAAUACCAAAUGGUAUUAAAGUUGAAAAAUUUGUAUUUGAUGUAUUUAAAUAUUCUAAAAAAUUUGUUGCUUGGAAUGUACCAAGAAAUGAAGAAUUUAGUCCAUUAAAAAAUUCUGAUAGUGCUGGACAAGAUUGUCCAUCAACAGCUAAAUCAGAUGUUAUUGAACUUCAUAAACGUUGGCUUAUAAAUGCUGGUGUUAAAAUUAUUAAGGGUGAUGUUGAAAUAUCACCAUUAAGAUCAUAUUCUGGUGAAAAUUUAACAAACAUUCCAAGUAUCAUACAAGGACCUAAAGUAUUAGAUUAAAUUUACAAAAUUUUAUUUUAUUUUUUUUUUUAAAUUUUUAAACAAUAUACAAAAAAUCAAUUUUUUUAUUUUAGUAAUCAU
Messenger RNA from Aphidius gifuensis, 2328 nucleotides. RefSeq names its product UDP-N-acetylhexosamine pyrophosphorylase (gene mmy). Bases 835 to 2247 code for a protein of 470 amino acids. The record is from RefSeq and is a predicted model, not a curated record. Gene Ontology annotation, biological process: UDP-N-acetylglucosamine biosynthetic process. Lineage: Eukaryota; Metazoa; Arthropoda; Insecta; Hymenoptera; Braconidae. Gene Ontology annotation, molecular function: UDP-N-acetylglucosamine diphosphorylase activity. The transcript has 4 exons.